CGUUGGUUACGCACAAAGAUAGUUGCUUACAUUACUCUAAUGGCGUGCGUGUGGGGAGAGCACUUAUGUAAAAUAGCUAACCAAUUCAUGAGAAACUGUGCAUGCCGAUUGUGGAGGUACAAGAUUUCGAACGAAGAUCGUUGAGACUAAGAGAUUUCUGGUCUGAAUGUUCCAAGUUCCAGCAAAGAAACGAAAUAAACAAACGAAGAUCAUUACUACUGAAUGAUUUUCAGCAAUAUAACUGAAAAGUGCGUGCCGGAGGCUUGAGCUUAUAAAAUUUAGAGAUCUUCAAUCAAAUGAAGAUUGCUGAAUUGUCUGGUAUAAUCAAGAAUUGUUUCUCGAAGAUUCCACAGUCCAAUUUUUGUUGAUUAGGAAAGGGGAAUUUGGAUUUGGUGAAUUUCUUGGUGAGCAACUUGGAAAUCCUCAGGGCUUAUGGACAGUGGUUUUUCUAAGCACAUUUCGAUUUAAGUAUGUCUUCGUGGGAUAGUCUUGGGGACGUUGCCAGUGUGGCCCAGCUGACGGGUAUCAAUGCAGUUCAACUAAUUUCAAUGAUUGUAAAAGCGGCAAACACCGCAAGGAUGCACAAGAAGAACUGCAAGCAGUUUGCACAGCAUCUCAAGUUGAUCGGGAACUUAUUAGAUCAACUAAAGAUCUCAGAGCUGAAGAAAUAUCCUGAGACUCGAGAGCCUCUAGAGCAGCUGGAGGAUUCCUUAAGGAAGUCAUAUAUUUUGAUCAAUAGUUGCCAGGAUCGUAGCUAUCUCUAUUUGUUGGCUAUGGGAUGGAAUGUUGUUUAUCAAUUCAGGAAGGCUCAAAGUGAAAUCGAUAGAUACCUAAGGCUUGUCCCUCUGAUUAAUCUGGUGGACAAUGCUCGAGUCAGAGAGAGGCUUGAUGAUAUAGAAAAGCAUCAAUGUGAGUAUACAUUUGAGGAGGAUGAUAGAAGAAUCCAGGACGUGAUCCUCAAACCAGAAUCUAUCAAGAACGAUGCUACGAUAUUGAAAAAAACUCUUUCUCGUUCAUACCCAAACUUGGGGCUCCAUGAUGCGCUUCAAAAGGAAAAUGAAAAACUUCAACUUGAGCUGCAAAUAUCUCAAUCCAAUAUGGAUGUUGGGCAAUGUCAAAUAAUUGAACGAUUAUUUGAUAUCACAGAAGCCUUAUCUGCAAAUUAUUUUAUAGAAAAAGAUUUACAAAGAGGCAUUCCAACACAACAUGAGUACAAUUAUUCUGAUGCUAAUGGUGAGACUACUCAUGCGUAUGAUGGAAAUUUUCACAAGAAUAGAGAUGGUAUUAUGACAAGAAAGGGAUCGUCAGUUUCAUCAAGACAUGAUCUGCUAUCCAGCAAUUGCCAACAUGAAGAAUGGCAUGCUGAUUUGUUUGGUUGUUGUUCACAACCUUACCUUUGUAUGAAGACAUUUUUCUGCCCUUGUUGGACAUUGUCAAAGGUUGCUUCUGUUGCUACCAACAGGCAUGUGUCUUCAGCAGAUGCAUGUAACGAGUUGAUGGCAUAUUCUUUGGUGUUCUCAUGCUGUUGUUACACUUGCUGUUUCCGAAGAAAACUCCGGAGUAUGUUAAAUAUCAAGGGUGGACUUAUUGAUGAUUUUCUUUCUCACUUCUUGUGUUGUUGUUGUGCACUUGUUCAAGAAUGGCGAGAAGUUGAAAUGCGUUGUGGUCCAGAGAACACAAAAACGAUCCCUCCACCAUUGCAAUACAUGGAAUCUUAAGAGGUAAGCCAAAGCAUAUUCUAGUCCCCUUGGAAAGUUAAUAUACUUGAUUAACCUGGACGCUUCCAUGUAAAUUGUAAAAUAAACAUUGCUUGGUGUCAUUGUAAUUCAUUAACCUGGUGUAAGGUUGACCCUCUUUCUCUUCUCCUUUAUUCACUGUACAUAGUGUUAUAAAUACUCUCAAAUAGUGAACAUUUCAUUGUGUAUAAAAUAGAAAGAAGCACCUGUAGACUGUAUAAUAGAGUUUCAUGGUUCAUGGAAGGAUUUGAACUCUAUAUUGUGAA
This is a messenger RNA of Cucumis melo (muskmelon), 2002 nucleotides long. RefSeq names its product protein MID1-COMPLEMENTING ACTIVITY 1. Bases 471 to 1718 code for a protein of 415 amino acids. Gene Ontology annotation, biological process: cell surface receptor signaling pathway. The record is from RefSeq and is a predicted model, not a curated record. The transcript is spliced from 8 exons. Lineage: Eukaryota; Viridiplantae; Streptophyta; Magnoliopsida; Cucurbitales; Cucurbitaceae.